Messenger RNA from Humulus lupulus (European hop), 1646 nucleotides. Its product is annotated as E3 ubiquitin-protein ligase At1g12760-like. The record is from RefSeq and is a predicted model, not a curated record. Bases 194 to 1327 code for a protein of 377 amino acids. The transcript has 5 exons. Lineage: Eukaryota; Viridiplantae; Streptophyta; Magnoliopsida; Rosales; Cannabaceae.
UAAAAAAAAACUGAUAAAAUACAUCGUCAUCAACGUCUCUCACUUUCAGAAAACAAAAUUUACAACUUUUGAUAUCCAAUUUUCUGUUUGAUCUUAUCGAUUCCCGAGUUUGAUGGGCUAAACUGGUUCAACUCACCGAGUUAGGGUUCGAAUCAGUUGACAAAAUUUCCCAAAUUGGCUUUCAUAUUAUAUCAUGGCUUCGGUAUGGUCCCCUAACAGAUCAUCUGAAGAUAUUGUGGAUACGACGCCUUUUUUGAGUGGCUCUUCCGAUGAGAGCAAUUCCGGCCGUCGAUUUGUUCAGAGGCAGAGUUUGCGCCAGGCUGCCCGGUUCCUUCGCCAGGCGAGCAGCCGAAGGAUUAUGCGUGAGCCAUCUAUGCUUGUCCGCGAGACCGCGGCCGACCAAUUGGAGGAGAGGCAGAGUGAUUGGGCAUACUCGAAGCCCGUGGUGAUUCUCGAUAUUAUUUGGAACUUCGCGUUCGUGGUCGUGGCGGCUACGGUUUUGGUUCUUAGCCGGAAUGAAUCGCCGGAUGUGCCCUUGAGGUUGUGGAUUAUUGGGUACGCUUUACAGUGUGUUUUACAUGUGGUGUGCGUCUGCGUCGAGUUUCGCCGCCGGCAACGGCGACAGAGCCGCCCUAAUUCGGCGGAGGAAGGGAGUGGUGAGAAUUUGAGUUAUGGGUCGAGGGAGGAUUCUAGCCAAUAUGUGUCAUUGGCUCAGAUAGACGAUGAUGGUAACAGCAAUGUGGCAAAGCACCUGGAAUCUGCAAAUACAAUGUUUUCAUUUAUCUGGUGGAUUAUUGGUUUCUACUGGGUAUCUGCAGGUGGUCAAUCUUUAGCCCAAGCCUCCCCUCAGCUUUACUGGCUCUGUAUUAUUUUCCUUGGAUUUGAUGUGUUCUUUGUGGUUUUCUGCGUUGCACUGGCUUGUAUAAUUGGGAUUGCUGUUUGCUGCUGCCUUCCUUGCAUUAUUGCCCUUCUAUAUGCUGUGGCAGACCAGCAGGAAGGAGCAUCCAAAGAAGACAUUGAGCAGUUGUCCAAAUUCAAGUUCAAAAAAAUGGUCAAUAAUGAUAAACUUUCUAGUGAUGCACAAGGACAUCAUGGAGGCAUAAUGACUGAGUGUGGCACUGACCCACCUGUUGAGCAUGUUCUUUCACAAGAGGAUGCGGAGUGUUGCAUCUGCCUUUCUUCGUACGAUGAUGGUGUAGAACUGAGACAACUUCCCUGCGGUCAUCACUUCCAUUGUUCCUGCGUUGAUAAGUGGCUCUUUAUCAAUGCUACAUGCCCUCUCUGCAAGUACAACAUUUUAAAGAGUAGCAUUUGUGCAGAAGUUUAGUAGAUUUCCGAAGUAUUAUAAGAAAGCAUAGCAACACGGAGGGAUCUUAGCCCUCACUGUCGCUUGGUUGUUAGUUUUAUGCAGAGCUUGUUUGCUUGACUUCAUACGGGGCAUCUUUUAUGUGUGGUUGGUGUUGUUUUUACAUAGCAAUGGUCGUCAUAGGUGUAACAGCUAUUUCUGUAGCGGUAGCGACGACCAUGGCUCAUUUUCACUUGUUUAUGUUGUAUAUGGGUGUGCACAGGCCACGGGCAUAUUGGUGGAUGACUUGUAGUGUAAUGGGGAGCUAUUUGCUUCCCUUUGUAUUCAUUUUAUUUGUACA